Molecule: messenger RNA, 930 nt
Organism: Sodiomyces alkalinus F11
Lineage: Eukaryota; Fungi; Ascomycota; Sordariomycetes; Glomerellales; Plectosphaerellaceae
Exons: 3
Coding region: 76-930 (284 amino acids)
Biological process (GO): protein localization to plasma membrane; GPI anchor biosynthetic process
Cellular component (GO): membrane; endoplasmic reticulum
Molecular function (GO): glucosaminyl-phosphatidylinositol O-acyltransferase activity
Source: RefSeq, a predicted model, not a curated record
CAAUCUCGCAUAGAAACAACAUCUAAGAUAACUCCCCGUCGACCUCCUUCGGCACCUCGCCCUCUUACUGUCAGCAUGACCGGCUCCAACGCCGCCGACGCCGCUAUAACAGCCGCGGACUACAAGAAGCUAAAAGAAGACUUUGUUUCAAAUCUCCCCGGCGGCUCGAUUGCCGAAAUAAACUACGCCACCGCUAUGGCGCCGUCCCGCCAGUCCCUCUUUAAAGCCGAUACUCCCUUCUCGCUACUCGUCGAUUACCUCCUUAAUAUUGCCCCUAUCCUAGUCUCCGUCACCCUCUACACUAACUCCCCGCUCCUCCUUAAUACCCUUCUCUUACUUACUACCCUCCUCGUCUACACCCUCCCGCGUAAUAUCGGCGCCCCGCGGAAGAAGCCUAUCGCCCCCCCUCCUAAGGAUACGAGAACGCGUAAGGACGCCCCCGCCGGCCCGCCGGCCGCCCUCCCCCCUAAGCCGUUCUUAACUAACUACCGCGGCGGUAUACUCGUCAUCACCACUAUCGCCAUUCUCGCCGUUAACUUCCCCGUCCGUACCUGGGGCGACGGCCUAUCCGUGUCGCGCCGCCUCGCUAACCUGCCCUACGUCUUCUGGGUCGCCGCCUUUAACUCGGCCUAUAUCCUCGCCUACUGCCUUAUCGAGACCCUCUUCUUCCCGGCCGUGGUGUAUAGCAGCACUGCCGCCGCCGAGAGGGACGCCUACCGCACCGCCACUAGCCGCGUCCUGCACGCGUAUAACCGUAACGGACUGGCUAUCUUUUUACUGGCUAACUUGCUCACGGGACUCGUUAACCUGACGGUGCCGACGUUGGAUGUUGGGCCGGUGGCGGCUAUGGCUAUCCUUAUGGCGUAUACGGGGACGCUAACCGCUACCGCCUUGGUUUUGGAUGCGUAUGAUAUUUCCUUGAAGUUGUAA